Molecule: messenger RNA, 1045 nt
Organism: Puntigrus tetrazona (Sumatra barb)
Lineage: Eukaryota; Metazoa; Chordata; Actinopteri; Cypriniformes; Cyprinidae
Gene: ccdc32
Product: coiled-coil domain containing 32
Exons: 4
Coding region: 150-686 (178 amino acids)
Biological process (GO): cilium organization
Source: RefSeq, a predicted model, not a curated record
CUGCCGGUUACGUGCAUCUCAGCAGCAGCAGUGACGGGAAAGCAAGAGAGAGGGAUGGGUUUUACAUGCUAAUGCUUGUAUUUUCCCAUAUUUUUAAUAUAUUCUCUUAGGUCUGAGGUGUUUGGGAACAUUGUACUUUAAGAAACGUGAUGAUCGACGACUUCGAAACCCACGCGGUCCGGUCUAGUGGGGAUCUGUGGUCUGAGGUCUGCUCCAGUCUGCCAGAGCCUCAGGAACAGGAUGGUGGACAGUUUACAGACUCAUUUGAGCCUUCCUCUCCAGGAAACCCUCAGAGCAACUCUCCCAGAGCUUCCUUCUGCCCCUGGGAACCAAUGGCUGACUCUGAGGUUUACAUCGCCAGUUUAGAAAGCCGAUUGAAGAGGAUCAAGGGACAGUCGAAUGAAGUAACAUCAAGGGAAAUGCUCCGUUCCUUGUCCCAGGCUAAAAAGGAAUGCUGGGAUAGAUUCCUUCAUGAUGCCCAAACCUCCGAAUUGUUUCAGGAAGGGAACUUUGAUCAGAGUGCUUUGGAGCAGUUCAAGCGCUGGCUGUCUCCUGAAAGGGUGGCCAUCAAUGCAGAAGAGCUGGAGUACCUUCUCUUGCCCGCACAGAACAACGAGGCUCCUGCCAACUCAACCCAAACCGACACGCCAUGUGAGGAGGAAGAGUGCCCGAGCCCUGAGAAAUAACCAUAUCACAGCAAUAACUGACCUGCAGUGUUAGGGGAAUUUUGUUGUGGAUUAUUGCGAUCCGUUUAAUGGGAUCAUUUGAUUUAUAGGUUUCUAUUAAGGUGUCUCUGUUGUCCGUGUCCCUCAACCCGGUUUAACUCGAGAUUCAUUAUUGCAUCCUCAUAUUCGUAGGACUAUGUGUGAAUUAAAAAAUAAAAUCUCUCCCUUUGAGAAAUAUGACUUGCCAGGUAACGUGCUCUGUAAAAAGCAGAAGUCUGAUUUGUUGAGAGAAGCGGCUUGAAUACUUGACUACUUUUUUUAUGUAACAUUCCACACACAGUAUAUCUUAUCAAAUAAAUGUAAUUAUUAUUGAAUUUAAA